Xylona heveae TC161 is the source of this 360-nucleotide messenger RNA. RefSeq names its product 40S ribosomal protein S26. The record is from RefSeq and is a predicted model, not a curated record. Lineage: Eukaryota; Fungi; Ascomycota; Xylonomycetes; Xylonales; Xylonaceae. Gene Ontology annotation, molecular function: mRNA binding; structural constituent of ribosome. The transcript is spliced from 4 exons. Gene Ontology annotation, biological process: translation. Gene Ontology annotation, cellular component: ribosome; cytosolic small ribosomal subunit. Bases 1 to 360 code for a protein of 119 amino acids.
AUGGUCAAGAAGCGAGCGUCCAACGGCCGCAACAAGAAGGGCCGUGGUCACGUCAAGCCCAUCCGGUGCUCCAACUGCUCACGAUGCACCCCUAAGGACAAGGCGAUAAAGAGAUUCACGAUCCGCAACAUGGUCGAGUCGGCCGCCAUCCGUGAUAUCUCUGACGCCUCCGUCUUCCCCGAGUACACUGUCCCCAAGAUGUACUUGAAGCUCCAAUACUGCGUCUCUUGCGCCAUCCACGGCAAGAUUGUCCGUGUCCGUUCGCGGGAGGGCCGUCGCAACCGUGCCCCGCCGCCGCGGGUUCGGUACAACAAGGACGGCAAGAAGAUUACCCCCCAGCAGGCUGCCAAGACUGCUUAA